AUGUUUUGGAUUUAUUUCAUGAAACAAAAGUAUGAAGUUGCACUUGUAUUUUGGAAGUUCAAAGCUUGGAUUGAGAAUCAAAAUGGCUGCAAAAUCAAAAUCAUAAAGGUAGAUAAUGAUACUAAGUACACAUCUGACAAAUUUAAUGAGUUUUGUGAAGUUGUAAGAAUUGAACACCAACUCACAGUAACUUACAUUCUACAACAAAAUGAAGCCAGUGAAAGAAAGAAUAAAACAGUCAUGGAGAUGUAUGGAAGCAAACCAUUAGUCCAGCAUAUUAGAGUUUUUGGCAGCAUCUAUUAUGUGUUUGUUCCUAAAAUCAAAAAGGACAAACUUGAUCAAAAAGUAAAAAUCUAUAUUUUAUGGGCUAUAGCAACAUCACCAAAGAUUAUAGGACUUACAAUCCACUUACAGUCAAAAGAAGAAUCAAUCAAGCAAACUGUUGCAGACAUGAUAAGUUUUCAAGAUAAAAAAGAUUACAUGUUUGUAAAUGAAACCAUUGAUCAUGAACUAGUGAGAAAAAUCACCCCUUUUAUAGAUAUUUAUCAAAGAUCAAAUGUUGCCAUUCUUGAACCUGCAAACUUUGAAGAAGCUAUCAAAAUUAUAGAAUGGAAGAAUGCCAUGAAAAAGGAGUAUCAAAUUAUUGAAAAGAAUCAAACUUGGAUGUUGGUUGAUAAACCAAACAUUUCUUUCAGUUGUAAGGUUGGACACCAUAAGGUUGCUAUUAGCCUUAGCAAUUGGGAAAAGUUGAAAAAUAUACCAACUUGA
Durio zibethinus is the source of this 768-nucleotide messenger RNA. The record is from RefSeq and is a predicted model, not a curated record. NCBI's taxonomy places the organism in Eukaryota, Viridiplantae, Streptophyta, Magnoliopsida, Malvales, Malvaceae.